CUGCAGCAGUUCCUGUUCUGAAAGCUGCGUCAACGCUUCUCAGACCAACUGUUCAGUGGAGUGCUGCAAACCUUCAGGCUGUCUCAAUGGCAGUUUUGCAUCCAUGAUGAUGACAACCCCAGCAAUGGCAACCACAAAAGAAGCAACAACCACACCAAUGGCUACAACCACAGCCAAACCGCAAACAACAGCAAAAACCGGAAACCAAUGCCAUCAAGGUAAAUGUACGGGUACAGACUGCUACAAGACUUUCAAAACUCCACAGACAUGCUCCUCUUCACAGCUACACUGUCAGCUGAAAAAGGAGACCGUAGGUUCCUCUAUGCAGUGGACAGCAAGUUGCACCACAAACUGUUCCGCUGAAACUCCAUGCAAGGCCACCACAAAACCUCCAUGUCAUCUUGAGUGUUGCAACGCCACCCUGACCUCCUGUCUCCGGUUGAACGGCACGCUGAAUGUCCCCAAUGUAGCCACAAGAGGGCCCCAUCUAAACACAGAAUUGAUAGCCUCCUUUCUUUGCAUGCUUGCCCUCACUUUGUUGCUUUAAGUGAGUGAGUCAAAACUUGCUUAGCUGCUGUGCGGGUCUUUAAGUAACCAGAGCUUUACGUAACUCACUGUCUAUCCAGAAAAGAAAGCUUAUCAGUGCAGAGGGUUAACAAU
This is a messenger RNA of Notolabrus celidotus (New Zealand spotty), 660 nucleotides long. RefSeq lists its product as uncharacterized. The transcript has 4 exons. The record is from RefSeq and is a predicted model, not a curated record. Bases 104 to 547 code for a protein of 147 amino acids. Lineage: Eukaryota; Metazoa; Chordata; Actinopteri; Labriformes; Labridae.